AUGGCCAAAAGAAAGUCAAAUGCCGUGGAGAAGCGCCAAAAAAGAUUAAGGGAAGAACUGGACGCCCAACUCGCAUCAGGUUUGUUUUCGAAGAAGACUGUCGGUGAGGAUCUGUGGGAAAAUGAGGAACAAGAUUACGAACUAGUCCCACGUAAUUUGAAGUCGGAAAAUAAGGUCGAGGGGUUACCUAUCAAAAAAGAUGGUGUUGUUAAAAGAGUAUUGAGAGAUGUGAUAGAGAAAGAAAGUAAGGAGGACCUGGAAAGUGAAAAUAAAGAAUCCGCCCCAAAAAGUGAAGGAACGAAGGAGGACGACACGGAAGCUAAAACAGAGCAGGAUGAAGAUGCGAAUUUGUCUCCUCAAGAGAAGCUUGUGAAGAUCAAGGAACAAAUUGCUGACUAUGCAUCAAGACUUAUCGAAGACCCCGAAGAAAAUAUUUCUUGCCUUACUAAGUUGAGAAGGUUAGCAGAAUCUGAUGAUUUCGCCAGUAGCCAAUUGGCAAUCUUGGCACUCGUCCCUGUCUUCAAAUCUUUAGCACCGGCUUAUAAAAUCAGACCUUUGACAGAAACAGAAAAAAAGGAAAGAGUCGGAAAAGACAUUGCCCGUUUAAGAGGGUUUGAACAAGGCCUAGUUUUGAAUUAUCAACAUUACAUUGAAUUACUCACCAAACUAGCUAGGGUUCUGGCACUGGCAUCCAAAAGCAGCAAGAAAAUCACAGCUUCUCAAGUGAAACAAGGACAGGUGGCUACUAAGGCAGCAUGUGAACUUUGUUUAUCGUCCUUGAGGCAUUUCAAUUUUAGAGCAGAGUUGUUCACUAUCCCAAUUCGCCGCCUCAAUAAAAAGCCUCAAGACGAAACUGAUUUGCAAUUGUUUUUCUCAUGCAUUCGAACUUUAGAGAGUCUUCUUAAGGAAGACAAAGAUCAUGGAAGCAUAUCCUUUGAUAUCACCAGGAUCAUGUGCAAAGUUAUAAAAGACAAAAACUUUAGAGUUGAUGAAGCCGUGGUCAAUGUUCUUUUGAGUUUAUCUUUGUUAGAUGAUUACGAUCCAAAUGGAACGAAGGACUUGGAACCAGUGCAAAAGAUGAAGAAGAAGAACAGAGUUCAUUUGUCAAAGAAACAAAGGAAACAAAGAAAGGAGUUGAAAGAAAUCGAACAAGAAAUGGCGAAAGCUGAACAAGCCAUUACCGCAGAAGAAAGAGAAAAAUUCCAAGCGCAAACUUUGAAAUUGUUAUUGACUUUCUAUCUUGAGAUUUUGAAGGCUGGUUCAUACUCAGCCGAUGAAAAAAAUGAUGCAAACAACUUGAUGGCUGCAGUUUUAGAAGGUUUGUCUCGAUUCGGGCAAAUGGCAAACUUUGACUUAUUAGGAGACUUCCUUGUGGUUUUGAAAGAAACUAUGGCCAACAUUGUUGAAGAGCACUCAUUAGAGAGCAACAAAUUUGGGAUUGCCGAUAAUGAAUUUGAGUCUGGAGGUAUUUACACCUCGGAAGAAAUCAGAAAAGUUCUUCUCUGUAUUGUCGCCGCCUUUGCAUUGGUUACAAACCACAGGGAGGUAGGUAGAUUACCGAUUUCUGUCGAUUUCUCGAAUUUCGUAUCGACAUUGUAUCAGAUUAUUGCGGACGUUUGUCUUGAUGCAGAUUUGGAAUUUUCACACAAGUCCUUGAGGCUAGCUGAUCCACUUGACGGAACAAAUGCCACGUACAAACCAGCGGUUAAUGUGUCAACCAAAGCCGAGUUGUUAUUGAAAAGUCUUGACUUUAUUUUCUUCCGUUCUCGCACAGGUAGUUUAGCCAGAGCUUUACCAUUUAUCAAGAGACUAUACAUUUCAUCAUUGCAGACACCAGAGAAAACUACAAUUGCUACCUUGAAGUUCAUUGGUAAGCUUCUUGCAAGAUAUGGCGAGGGCUUGAAAGGAUUGUGGAGCACAGAGGAUAGAAUUACCGGUGAGGGAAACUACAUCUUGGGAAUUGAGAAGGAAGAUUUCGAGGUAGAUAUGGAAAGAAGUAAUAUCUCUUCCGCCGUGUUAUGGGAGAACGUCUUGCUUGACAAGCACUUUUGUCCGAUGAUUAAAGACGGCUCUAGAAGCUUGAUGAAAAAUAGCAAGGACUCAAAAUCCAGAUAA
Clavispora lusitaniae ATCC 42720 is the source of this 2115-nucleotide messenger RNA. RefSeq lists its product as uncharacterized. The record is from RefSeq and is a predicted model, not a curated record. Gene Ontology annotation, cellular component: nucleolus. Gene Ontology annotation, biological process: DNA replication initiation. Lineage: Eukaryota; Fungi; Ascomycota; Pichiomycetes; Serinales; Metschnikowiaceae. Gene Ontology annotation, molecular function: chromatin binding.